CAGUAUCGCUAUAAGGACAGUUCUUCCAGCCCCGGCCGUUUCUUCCAACACGAUGUGCGGAAUCUUUGCAUAUUUGAACUACAGAGUCCCUCAAACACAGAAGGUGAUCUUGGAGACUUUAAUUAAAGGUUUGCAGAGACUCGAAUACAGAGGCUAUGAUUCAGCAGGAAUAGCAGUUGAUGAAAGCUGCAACAAAGAUCAAACAUUUGGCAGCCAUAUUUGUCUCUUCAGAAACAGAGGCAAAGUAAAGGCCCUGGCUGAAAAACUUGAUGAGCAAGUAUCUUUGGACAUCAACAAGGAAUUUGAAACGCAUUUUGGAAUUGCUCACACCCGCUGGGCAACACAUGGAGUUCCAAAUGAAGUGAACAGUCAUCCUCAUCAAUCUGAUAAAAACAAUGAAUUCGUUGUUGUUCAUAAUGGAAUUAUCACAAACUACAAAGAUUUAAGAAAAUUACUGGAAAGCAAAGAUUACGUUUUUGAAUCUGAGACAGAUACUGAGGUGAUUCCUAAACUAACAAAGUAUCUGUAUGACAACCGAGAAGGUGAAGACAUUGGAUUCUCUACUGUGGUGGAAAGGGUUGUUCAACAACUGGAAGGGGCAUUUGCACUUGUUUUCAAGAGCAGACAUUUCCCAGAUGAAGCAGUUGCUACAAGGCGAGGGAGCCCUCUGCUGAUCGGUAUUCGCAGUAAGAAUAGGCUCUUCACUGACCAGAUUCCAAUCCUGUACCAAGCAUAUAACAAUAACAAAAAUGACCAUUUAUCCAAAACACACGAAAUUAAGCACAAAGGUUUUAAUGGCACUGGAGAGGAUAAAAGUGUUGAAUUUUAUUUUGCAUCUGAUGCUAGUGCAAUCAUUGAGCACACAAACCAAGUGAUGUAUCUGGAGGAUGAUGACAUUGCUGCAGUGGUGGAUGGUUGUCUCUCCAUUCACCGUGCUAAAAGAUCAGUGGGUGAUUUAGCAUCCAGAACUGUACAUACUCUGCAAAUGGAAUUGCAACAAAUCAUGAAAGGAAACUUCAAAGCAUUCAUGCAGAAAGAGAUUUUUGAACAACCAGAAUCUAUCGUCAAUACAUUGCGAGGGAGAAUAAAUUUUGAAGAUGGCACAGUAAUGCUGGGUGGAUUGAGAGACCACAUCAAAGAAAUAAAACGAUGCAGACGUUUGCUCUUAAUUGGGUGUGGAACGAGUUACCACGCUGGAGUUGCAACACGCCAAGCAUUGGAAGAACUAACUGAUCUCCCGGUGAUGGUUGAACUUGCUAGUGAUUUCUUGGACAGAAGUACACCAGUUUUCAGAGAUGAUGUCUGUUUCUUCAUUAGCCAGUCAGGUGAAACUGCAGAUUCUCUCAUGGCUCUUCGUUAUUGUAAGAAUCGUGGUGCCUUGACUGUUGGCAUUACCAACACAGUUGGAAGCUCCAUUUCUCGAGAAACUGAUUGUGGUAUACAUAUUAAUGCUGGACCUGAAAUUGGAGUGGCAAGCACAAAGGCCUAUACAAGCCAGUUUGUUUCCUUGAUUAUGUUUGGCCUCAUGAUGUCUGAGGAUCGUAUCUCAAUGCAGAAAAGGAGAAAGGACAUCAUUGCUGGACUUCAAUUUUUACCAGAUUUGAUCAAAGAAGUUCUGUCCUUGGAUGAAAAGAUUGAACAAUUGGCCAAAGAGAUGUUCCAGCACAAAUCACUCCUAGUCAUGGGCCGUGGCUAUCAUUAUGCUACUUGCCUUGAAGGAGCUUUAAAAAUCAAAGAAAUCACUUACAUGCAUUCUGAAGGGAUCCUGGCUGGAGAGUUGAAACAUGGCCCUUUAGCUUUAAUUGAUAAGCUGAUGCCUGUUAUAAUGAUUGUCAUGAGAGAUUCAAGCUACACGAAGUGUCAGAAUGCAAUGCAACAGGUCACUGCACGACAGGGCCGUCCAAUAGUACUCUGUGUAAAGAAUGACGAGGAGAGCAAGAAAUAUGCUUACAGAACUAUUGAAAUUCCACAUUCAGUUGACUGUUUACAGGGUAUUUUAACUGUAAUACCUCUUCAACUUCUUUCAUUCCACUUGGCUGUUCUUCGAGGAUAUGAUGUUGACUUUCCUCGAAACCUGGCCAAGUCAGUCACUGUUGAAUGAAGAUCUGAAUACCUUGCCCAUUGAAGUUUGAUGUCAGAUCAUUCUUCAAAAUUCUCUUUUGGUUAACAUUUCUUCUGGUGAAAUAUGAAGUUUAUAACUUAUCUCACUGGGGUUUCAUCAAUUAGACAAUAUGCAUAUUUAAUGUAAAUCAAAUGAUACAAUAUACUGUAACUGAGAUACUACUUUAAGUGCCUCUAUGGUAACUACGUCUUGUAGUUACAUGGUGGCGCCUUGCGGCAGCGGCCCCUGCAGCCCGUCUGUCCUUUAAAAAAAAAAAACAUUCGUCCCGUUCAAUAAGUAGUUUGCUGUGGUUUUUAUAUUGUUUUUGACUGUGUAUGGGAGGGGGGGAGGUGGGGAAAACUUUUAAGUCUCUUCCCUGCAUGGAGGGCCUAGCACCGUGGAGCGCCCCCCAGCCGGAACGACUUGCUGGCCAGCCUCGGAGCGUGGGGAGCUGAGGUGGCGCGCGGCUGCGACCAGACUUUGGAGGCUCCAGCUGCAGGCCUGUGGACGGUGACAUCGGGAGCUCGCGGGUCCCUAGUGGGAGACCGCUUUUCGGAGCUCCCGCGGCGGCAGCGUCUCCCGCCCGAGUUGCGGGGGUGAAAACAACCCCGGGGACUGACAUCGCCCGGUGCAGCUUUAACGGCCGCGGGACUUGCCAUCGCCCGCCGGAGGCUUUAACAUCGGGAGAGGAUGGAGAGCAGGGGAGAGACAAGACUUUGACUUCCAUCACAAUGAGGAGGAGAUUCACUGUGAUGGAUGUCUGUGUGAAUUGAGUUUGUUGUGUGUCUUGUAAAAUUGUUUCUUUUUGUUGUAUGGCUGCAGAAACCAAAGUUCCUAACGGAAAAAAUACAGUUUGUUGAAUUGAAUAGCUAUCUUGAUUUAAAAGUUUGGAAGAAGUUGAUGUUUACAGAAGCUGCAUAGAAUGGAUACAUGCAAAAGUGCAAUAUUAAUAGCCAAGAUAAUCAAAUAUAAUACCUUUUAAUUGUAGCCAUUUUUUAAUAUUAUGCUUUUUAGAUUAUUUAUGAUUUUUACAAAGAAUCCCUCUCAAAAUUUAUGUUUGAAUAUGCCUGUACUUAUCAUGUUUACUGAAAUUGUAUUUUAUUAAUUUUAUAUAUAUCUAAGGGGAUUUGUUUUAAGUUUGAAUUAAGUAAAGAAGCAAGGAUGAAGUUUGUUUGCAGUCAUAUGUUCAUGUGCUUAUGAUCCACCUUAUAGCUAAUGUUAAAACAAUGAAGAUGUGGAUCGUAUAUAUGUAUUUUUUGUUUGGUAUUGGUUUACAAACAGAAUAAAUCAUUUAACUAUGAUGUGUUUGUUUAGCAUUCAAAAUGCAUGUUGUAAGUUG
This is a messenger RNA of Leucoraja erinaceus (little skate), 3440 nucleotides long. Its product is annotated as glutamine--fructose-6-phosphate aminotransferase [isomerizing] 2-like. The transcript has 20 exons. Lineage: Eukaryota; Metazoa; Chordata; Chondrichthyes; Rajiformes; Rajidae. Gene Ontology annotation, biological process: carbohydrate derivative biosynthetic process; protein N-linked glycosylation; UDP-N-acetylglucosamine metabolic process. Bases 53 to 2101 code for a protein of 682 amino acids. Gene Ontology annotation, molecular function: L-glutamine:D-fructose-6-phosphate transaminase (isomerizing) activity; carbohydrate derivative binding. The record is from RefSeq and is a predicted model, not a curated record.